GGGGCCAAUGGGUUUCAAUGGUCUGCAUGAUCGAGUCAUCAAUUCCCCCAACACUCAAAUCCAGGCACAUCAAUGGCUCCUUAAUGUCAUUCAAGGCCACUGAAUACAAUGCCUCGAUUGAUUUCUAUUGGGCACCGAUGUUGGUGGAGUCCAAUUCUGAUAAUGCGGCUAGCCAUCGAUUACCAGAACGAACUGUUAGAGUCCAGGCAAUUGAAAAGCAUGCGAGGCACUGGACUAAUGCAGAUAUUCUCGUCUUUGAUUCAUAUGUUUGGUGGAGAAGGCCCAAGUUGAAAGUUCUGUGGGGAUCAUUUGAAAACCCUGAUGAUGGAAUCUAUAAAGAUGUAGACAUGGUUCGAAGUUAUGAGAUGGCUCUGAAAACAUGGUCAGAUUGGUUGGAUAUCCAUGUUGACCGAAACAAGACUGAAUUGUUUUUCAUGAGCAUGUCCCCAACUCAUCUAUGGGGCGAAGAAUGGGGCACGGAGAAAGGUCAAAGUUGCUUCAAUGAAACUGAUCUAAUCUCAAAAGAGGGAUAUUGGGGAAGCGGAUCUGAUUUGAGAAUGAUGAAAAAAGUAGUGGAUUCAAUUAGUGAAUUGGAAACAAGAGGUUUGAAGGUCCAGUUGCUUAAUGUAACGCAAUUAUCAGAGUACCGAAAAGAAGCUCAUCCAUCGAUCUACAGAAGGCAAUGGGUGCCUUUAACUGAAAAGCAACUAGCCAACCCCAGGAGUUAUUCAGAUUGUACACAUUGGUGCCUUCCUGGAGUGCCCGACGUUUGGAAUGAGAUCCUCUAUGCCUACAUUUUUGGUUUACAAUAAACCCAAAACUAGUUCUGUUCUUUAUGAUUCAUGUAAGCAUGUGCAGUUUUUUUUUUCACAAGAA
Ilex paraguariensis (yerba mate) is the source of this 876-nucleotide messenger RNA. NCBI's taxonomy places the organism in Eukaryota, Viridiplantae, Streptophyta, Magnoliopsida, Aquifoliales, Aquifoliaceae. The record is from the annotation of a GenBank genome assembly.